Styela clava is the source of this 1383-nucleotide messenger RNA. RefSeq lists its product as uncharacterized. The record is from RefSeq and is a predicted model, not a curated record. NCBI's taxonomy places the organism in Eukaryota, Metazoa, Chordata, Ascidiacea, Stolidobranchia, Styelidae.
UAUGAACUAAAUUUUUUGUGUGGCUCAUCUAGAUGUCUGAAAUUGGUUAUAUGGCCCACCCACAAAAAUGUUGCACACCCCUGCUUAGAUGCAAUGGUGCACAUCGUUUUUCUAUCAAAAUAAGAUGUCGAAAGUGUACUUUAGCUCGAAGUUAUUCAUAAUUAAAUCAAAGUUCGAUACUAGAGGACUCCUGUGUAUGAAUAAACAUAAACUAAUUAUUUGCUCAAUCGACUUUUACACAAUUUGUAUGACUUCAAUUGAGAAAUAUUAUUAUAAAGAGAUAUGCUAUUUAGUGAUUUAAUUCAGAACUAAAAUAUUAAUUUUAAUAUUUGAGCGGCAGGUAUGGAUAUUUCUGAUCAGUCUACUACUUCUAACAAAACGGGUCAUCAUCCGAGUGAACAUGAAAUAUUUCGUCAGUGGUUGGCAGCAAUUGUAUUUGCAUCUUUUCUGUUGGUCUGGAGCCUUUACAUUCUCAUUGUUACACUUAUGUACGAGUGGAAAGUGAUGAGUGUGAACUUCGAAAUCAAACAAAGAUCUUUGAAAAGAUCCAGACAUCGAGGAAGGAUAAAGUUUGAGAGAAAUAAGACAGCGGAUAGAAUGAGAUAUUUGAUAAUAAUUACCGCUGUCUUUACUGUUCUACGUCAAUGCUUAGAAGGCGUGGAGUUGCGUCAUUCUUUCGACAAUGACGAAGCGUGCAACAGUUUACGUGUCGUGAAAAACAUACUUUACGCAUUCUGCGCCAGUCCUAUAUAUAUAGUACUUUGGAUGCGUCAAAGAGUGUUUUAUGAAUCGCCUGUUUUAAAAGAUCUGAGCAAUAAAGGGAUAAGAAUCCUGAGCUUUUCAAUAGUGCUAAUAAUGGGUGUUGGAGACGCGGUAGGCAUUUUGCUGUUUAUUGCAACACGGGGAUACAAAAGCUCACCCACUGGGUGCAAGGUGGAGUAUUCUCACAUUCCAAAGAAACUACCAGGCGUGUUUCUAUUCUCGUGUACCGCAACAUUUCAAAUAAUUUUGAUGGGACUCUUUGCCUAUCCAUUACUCAGGCAUAAACACGAAUCUAAGGACAUUAAUGCAGAUUGUUCCGGUAUGAUGAAGUUAUUAAAAAGAACAACUAUAAUGGCAGCAAUCACGAUUUGCUGCGAUGGUAUUGGUGCACUAAUAACUAUGCUUGUUUCAGACUUGAUAAUUGCAAUAUUUCGUCAAUUAAUUUACGACUUCAUGUUGUUAAUAGCAACAGUUUGUGUCAUCGCAUCAUUUGGCGACUGGAAGAUCAGAUUGCUACCAUUUUUGAAGCAAAAAACCAAGAGAACGAAAACAACAAGAGACAACUCGAUGGCGACAACUGGAAUCAAGUCAAAUGCGACUCGCAAAAUUACGAGCGGGUAA